CAAACAAGAAAAGAAAAAAACCCUAGCGCUUGCUCUCUCUUUCAUUCUCAAAUCCAGAUAAUCGGAGAAUGGCGGCGGCGAGCGAGCAAACCGUCCUUCAGUUCAAUUCAACGCCGUUAUCGGCAAAAGUACAUCCGUUAGUUAUCUUCAACAUAUGUGAUUGCUACGUCAGACGCCCUGACCAAGCUGACCGCGUCAUUGGUACGCUUCUCGGCUCCGUUUUACCUGACGGUUCCGUUGAUGUUCGUAACUCUUACGCCGUCCCUCACAAUGAAUCAUCCGAUCAGGUUGCAUUGGAUAUCGAUUAUCAUCACAAUAUGUUGUUAUCACACCAAAAAGUUAACCCUAAGGAAGUUAUUGUUGGAUGGUAUUCGACUGGUUUAGGAGUUAAUGGUGGAAGUGCGUUGAUUCAUGAAUUCUAUUCUAGGGAAACUCCUAACCCUGUUCACCUCACAGUAGAUACAGGGUUCAGUAAUGGAGGGGGUACGAUUAAAGCUUAUGUUUCUGCUAUCUUAGCCCUUGGUGACCGCCAACUUGCUGCGCAAUUUCAAGAAAUUCCUCUUGAUCUUCGUAUGCUUGAAGCUGAGCGGGUUGGAUAUGAGAUCCUAAAGACAACAUCAAUUGAUAAAAUCCCAAGCGAUUUGGAAGGAAUGGAAGUCUCAAUGCAGAGGUUGCUAGCUUUAAUUGACGAUGUUUACAAAUACGUGGAUGAUGUUGUGGAAGGGCACGUUGCACCAGAUAAUACCAUUGGGCGGUUUAUUUUAGAUACUGUUGCCUCCCUUCCCACGCUUUCACCAUCAGCUUUUGAUAAGCUUGUAAAUGACGGUCUUCAGGACCACUUGCUCUUGCUAUAUUUGUCAAGUAUCACAAGGACACAGCUCAGCCUAGCCGAGAAGUUGAACACGGCUGCACAGGUCCUUUAAUUUUCAUAGGCUAUUUUAGUUUCGGGUCUCAUCAAUUUUAGUUUUGAUUGUUAGUAAUCUAUUUCGAAGUCUUACAAAUUGGCUAUUUAUUGUCUGAGGGGGUUGUAAUGAUUUUGAGCAAGGUAGAUUGUGGGCAGUUUUAUUUAUUGCUUUUUGUAAUGGUUCAGUUACUAUCUAGAAAUGUACACCGGAAUUUUGAGAUAAAAUCGUACAUUUGUGAGGUCUUGUUCCA
Molecule: messenger RNA, 1155 nt
Organism: Mercurialis annua (annual mercury)
Lineage: Eukaryota; Viridiplantae; Streptophyta; Magnoliopsida; Malpighiales; Euphorbiaceae
Product: eukaryotic translation initiation factor 3 subunit F
Exons: 6
Coding region: 69-923 (284 amino acids)
Biological process (GO): translational initiation
Cellular component (GO): eukaryotic translation initiation factor 3 complex, eIF3m
Molecular function (GO): translation initiation factor binding; translation initiation factor activity; metallopeptidase activity
Source: RefSeq, a predicted model, not a curated record